This is a messenger RNA of Porites lobata, 1328 nucleotides long. The record is from the annotation of a GenBank genome assembly. NCBI's taxonomy places the organism in Eukaryota, Metazoa, Cnidaria, Anthozoa, Scleractinia, Poritidae.
AUGAAGAAGUUCUCGACAUCUCUGGUUUACUUUUGUGUUAUUUUUUCAGCCAUUUUGCUGUUGGGCAGCUAUCAAAAUGUAGAAGCAUUCGCUGUACAGGGACCACGUCGGAAAAGUGGCCGAGAAAUAUUCAAGGAUUCAAUGGUAAAAAAUUUAGUUGCUUUUUAUCAGUUUACCCAUUAUGGUGCUGCGUUGUAAAACUUAGUUUGGAGAUGUCAUGGCUCCUUAGUGUCUUUAUUUUUCCAAAGACAAAGAUUUUCCGAUAAAAUAGUUACACACUUUCUGUACAACAUUUUUUCCUUUUUCUACUGUGCUACAAAUCAGUUUAUUAGUCGGCCUUGCAGCGUAAAGGCUAGGAGGCGUCUUGUCUGUGUCCGUUAUUAGGCAUAAUGGUGUACUUAAGGAGACGUUUUUCUAAACACAUGAUUAUAGCCAAAAGGAGGAAAAAAACGCCGGUACUCACGCACACAACUAAAGAUUGGCGUUGGAAUUAAAGGGUUAAUUUUAAUGAGAACCAUAUAUGCUUCUGUUUUAAUUCAUAACGAUGAAGUAAACAUGGACAAGUAAUUUUGUCUUCGGCAAUACUUAUGCUUCGAUAAAGAAGGAUCUUAGAAUAAAUCUAUAGGUCGAUCAGUUUUUUAGAAAAUGCGCGUUUUCAUGUCUAUAAUGAACGCUUUAUUUCAGAUAUGAAAAAACACUUUCCACGCUAUCAUUUUUGUUGAAAAAAUUACAUCUGUUUUUUACUCUUUGUUUUGCAGUUUCUUCGUUCCAGAAGAGAUAUUUGUGCAGCUGCAAGGUCAUUGAAUUGUCAAGAAGAUGAUUAAACCGUGUACUAAAAACGAAGAAAAUACGCUGUGUUGGAACAAAUGACGCCAUUUGAACUGAAAAGCUGAAUUUUUAAGUUGUUAACAAGAAGCUGUUUAAUAAUACAUUUAAACAUUAAUUGGGCUUUUCCCAACUAAAUAAAAACACUGGUCAGUAGAAUUUAACGCCUCGUGUAUGUCAUUUUUUCACCAUUCACGCCCCUCUUUGAAGUGAAUAAAAGCCCAGCAUUAAAUGUUGGCUAUUUCCAACUGAGACUGAAAAGCGCUUUUUUAGCGAACGAAAGGGAAAACUUUGCUGGCCUCAGUUUUUAAAUUCAUUGUUACAUGUACUUCUUUAGCAUAUCAGCUUAGGCACUGACUUUAGAAGUUAAAAGAGAUAAUUAAACGUUGUCAUCCACGAAACGUUUAGCUGGGGAAAAGUCGGAUCAUAUUUGAAGAAAUAUUCGUCAAGAAAAACAUUUAAUUUUGAGUGGGAAAUUAGCGCUUUAAAAACUAUUAACGGAC